AUGCAGUACGUCAGAAGUAUAAGCGGUUCGGUAUCUAAGACAUGGAACUCCAUCAACCCGGCAACCCUUAGCGGUGCCAUCGACGUGAUAGUUAUUGAGCAAGCAGAUGGAACACUCGCAUGCUCGCCGUUCCAUGUCCGGUUCGGCAAAUUCUCCCUCCUUCGGCCGUAUGAGAAGAAGGUCGAGUUCAGCGUCAAUGGAGUCAGGCAAGACUAUGCUAUGAAACUUGGGGAAGGCGGGGAGGCCUUCUUUGUCUUUGAGACCACUGGCGACAUCCCGGAGGACCUCCAGACGUCACCAGUCAUAUCGCCCGCCGCCAGCCCUCAGCAAUCGCCAGACGGGGUAAAUAACGACACCACUUUCACACUACAAGAACCUGAAUACCUUGACCUUACGUCAAAGUCGUCCACUCCUCCUAAACAACAGCGUGCGGUAACCGAACCCCUCUCGGAUGGCGAAACCGAGCCAUCGGCUAUCUCGAAGAAUGCCCUGGAGCCAGGCCUCAAACUAGAUAGAUCUCGGUCAGAAGAGAUGCUCGAAGCUAGCCGGGCGAAUCCUUCUAGUGCAAACAGCUCUCCGCAGACUGUGCGGUCCCAGAGCCCACCCCCGAUCUCACGCCAGGAGGCCUAUUCUAGAGCAAUUUCACUAUCUAAAAAACUAUCAGGCUCAAACAUCCCUUCAAAGGUGACUGAGAGCGGAGACCUAAUGCUGGAUAUGACAGGGUACAAAAGUAGCGAAGAUGAUGCUCUCCGCGCCGAGGUGGUGGCUCGUAAGAUUCUAGCAGAAGAGCUGGAGGGGAACUACGAUAUCGGUGCUCUGAUUGGUGCUGAUGAGCAUGGCAACCUAUGGAUAUACAGUAGUGAAGAGGCCAAGGAGGCUGCUGGCCGUAAGGCCGCCUAUAGCACCCUGCAGCACCAUAACGGUAUGGCGGAUGACGCUGUAUCCGACCCUGGAUAUCAGAGUGAUAACGAUCAGUUGGAUUACGACGGCCACCCUCAGAAACAUCACCGCUCACAGUCUGACGCGCAGUUGGAAUAUCCUACCCCGCCACAAACGCCAACGGAUAAGCAGCAGGAAAGGGGUCGUAGCUAUGCAAAGACACUGCGAUUAACAAGCGAUCAGCUAAAGGCUCUCAACCUCAAGCCUGGUGCCAACCCGAUAUCUUUCAGUGUCAAUAAGGCAGUCUGCCCUGCAACCAUGUAUCUUUGGAGCUACAAAGUUCCUAUUGUCAUAUCUGACAUUGAUGGAACUAUCACAAAAUCUGAUGCUCUUGGACAUGUUUUGAACAUGAUCGGGCGAGACUGGACCCAUCUUGGUGUCGCCAAGCUCUAUACAGACAUUGCAAGCAACGGGUACAAUAUCAUGUACCUGACCAGUAGAUCUACUGGCCAAGCGGACACUACGCGAGCAUAUCUCAAGGGGAUUUUGCAAGAUGGAUAUAAGAUCCCACAGGGCCCGGUGAUCAUGAGCCCUGAUCGAACAAUCGCCGCGCUUCGGCGUGAAAUAUACCUCCGCAAACCGGAAGUAUUCAAAAUGGCCUGUCUACGUGAUAUUCUUAGCCUAUUCGAAGGAAGACAGAAUCCAUUUUAUGCCGGCUUCGGUAACCGUCUUACCGAUGCGCUGAGUUAUCGAUCCGUUAAUAUCCCUUCAACAAGGAUAUUUACUAUAAACUCAAACGCAGAAGUCUCGCUUGACCUUCUCAGCUUAACAAAAUAUAAGAGUAGUUAUGUGACGAUGAGGGAGUUGGUCGAUCAUUUCUUUCCGCCAGUGAGCACACUCGUGCAGGAUGGUGGCGAGGAGUUUACUGAUUUUACAUACUGGAGAGACCAGCCCAGAGAGCUGGAUGAAUUUUCACUUACUGACUCUGACGCUGAGUCAGAUCGGGGCGACGAUGAAUCAGACGCUGAUCACCACGAAGGUCUCGGACAGACAUACAUAUCUCGCGACUCGAUAGAAAUUGGCGGUGAUAUGAAUGAUUCUAUACUUGAUUCUGUGUCGGAGGACAUGGACGACCUCUCCGAGGAAGACUAUGACGAAGAAGAUGACGGGCGGGCGCCUGAUGAGAUUCCUGCACGGUCAAACGAAGAUGAUGACGAUUUCGGGGUACCUAGAUCCCCAGACCGAACUCCAAGGAGCCUUCCUAUCCGUUAG
Molecule: messenger RNA, 2151 nt
Organism: Microsporum canis CBS 113480
Lineage: Eukaryota; Fungi; Ascomycota; Eurotiomycetes; Onygenales; Arthrodermataceae
Product: nuclear elongation and deformation protein 1
Exons: 4
Coding region: 1-2151 (716 amino acids)
Biological process (GO): fatty acid catabolic process; triglyceride biosynthetic process
Cellular component (GO): nucleus
Molecular function (GO): phosphatidate phosphatase activity
Source: RefSeq, a predicted model, not a curated record